Messenger RNA from Brachypodium distachyon (stiff brome), 1506 nucleotides. RefSeq names its product DNA-3-methyladenine glycosylase. The transcript has 5 exons. Bases 111 to 1163 code for a protein of 350 amino acids. Gene Ontology annotation, molecular function: DNA-3-methyladenine glycosylase activity. The record is from RefSeq and is a predicted model, not a curated record. NCBI's taxonomy places the organism in Eukaryota, Viridiplantae, Streptophyta, Magnoliopsida, Poales, Poaceae. Gene Ontology annotation, biological process: base-excision repair.
AACCACACACACAUUGACGACACCAAACAUUUCAAACCCCUCUCUUGCCUCCAAAAAAACACUACACUUGACUCUAUCCACACCAUUGUUCUUGACCAAAACUCUUAACAAUGCUGAGCACCACACCACACCAUAGCAGGCAGCGCCAUGCAUUCGAGAAGAGCCUAAGCCACCACACCGCUAGGAAGAAGAACAGCAGCAGCAGCAUAGACAGGAAGCUGCAGCUGCAGGCUAUGAGCCACGCGAGCAAGUACCUGCAGAGAAUGCUCAUCAACCCUCCCGGCGUGCAGCGGAGCGCCUCCGGGCUCUCGCUGUCGUCGCUUUCGCUUUCGCAGAACUCGAGCGACUCGUCGCUCAGCAGCUCCAACUCCAGCAGCUGCUGCUGGGAGCCCAAGGUGCCGCUGCUCUACGGCGGCACCUUCAGCCCCUGGGGCGACGUGCUCGUGUCGCUGGACAGGAGGAGGGGAUGCGGCGGUGGCGGUGGCGGCGACGAUGAUGACAAGGUGAGUGGCCGUGAUGAUGAUAUGGAAGAGCAGGAAGAGGAGUUUGAGUGCAGUGAGCCCGGGAGCUUGCAUAGGUGCAGCUGGAUCACCAAGAACAGUGAUGAGGCGUACGUCCAGUUCCACGACGAGUCCUGGGGCGUCCCAGUGUACAAUGACAACCAGCUGUUCGAGCUACUGGCGCUGUCAGGGAUGCUGAUAGACCAAAACUGGACGGAGAUACUCAAGAGGAGGGACAUGUACAUGAAAGCGUUUGCGGAUUUCGACCCCAAGGUGGUGGCGAAGAUGAACGAGAAUGACAUCGCCGCCAUCAGCGCCAACAAGGAGCUCAAGCUAGCGGAGUGCCGAGUGCGGUGCGUUGUGGAGAACGCCAAGUGCAUAAGGAAGGUGGCCAAGGAGUUCGGGUCAUUCAGCGAGUACAUCUGGGGCCACGUGAACCACCGGCCGAUGGUGGGCAAGUACAAGCACCACAAGUACAUCCCGCUCCGGACGCCCAAGUCGGAGGCAGUGAGCAAGGACCUCAUCCGCCGGGGCUUCCGGCUCGUCGGCCCCGUCAUCGUCCACUCCUUCAUGCAGGCCUCCGGCAUGGCCAUCGACCACCUCGUCGGCUGCUUCCGCUUCUCCGAAUGCCUCCGCCUCGCCGACGCCGACGCCGCCACGUAGAUCCCCUUCGUGCUGCCUCAGAUCAACUCCGACGUUUUACUCACAAUGUUCAGCAACUUCCUUACUUUUCUCUCCGGGACACGGGAGAGCUGUAUAACUCUUUUUUCUUUUCUUUUUUGGGGAGUUAGUUAUUGCUUGGGUUGUGGAACAUGUGAUGUAGGGUAUUAGUAUUAAGUUAUGUUUUUUUCUUUCGCUCCUACUUGGAAAGUGAUAGUGUAACUGGUUUGAACCUUUUCAAGCAUUAAGUUUUCUUCUAGUAAGUUAAGAAUAACUUCUUUGUGUUUGGGCCUGACAAAGGCCAUGUAUGAGCAUGGAGCAUGAGAGCUGGUGAAGUACUGUCAAA